Molecule: messenger RNA, 1919 nt
Organism: Camellia sinensis
Lineage: Eukaryota; Viridiplantae; Streptophyta; Magnoliopsida; Ericales; Theaceae
Source: RefSeq, a predicted model, not a curated record
AUGGCAAUUGUGGGGUAUCUCAUGAAUGGGGACGAUAUCGAAUCACAAAUUACAUUGAAUCUACCAACAGGGAAAGCUAGCACAGAAGUAGCGAUUUACACCACUUUGUUUAUUCCAAUUACUAGAUAUGCAUUGAUGCAAACCCCGCUGGCAAAUGGCGUAGAAAGUGGAUUAUUAGAAAAUUACAAGAAUUGGACACCUGUUAGGUUGCUGAUUAGAAUGAGGGAACUGAAUAUUGGCGCCCGCGCCCCUUUUUCACACAAACACAAGAUCUCUGUUCUCUCUCUCUCACACACACACAGCUCUCUCACAUACAGAACAGUCACCACCAAACCUCACCCCCGGCUCACCACCCCACCGCUGCACGUCGCACCGCCACAGCCGCAAAUCACCACCGACACUGCCGCAAAUAACAGAUUUGUCUCUCGCUUUCUUUCACUCUCGGAUCUUGUUAUUCGUCCAUUGGUCGAGCAAGAUUCUCAAUCAUUGCAACAGUUGCUUCUGGAGAUACCAAUUUGGGUGAAAAAUCCAGACAUUGACCGUCUUGCAUUUCCGAACCAAAAAAUUGUGCAGACCUUUCUAUUGCAAGGAGGGAUAAUUCAAAUGACAAAUUAUGUAAUCCAGAUAAUUUUGCAAUUCUCAGAGAAUUUCUUCCUCGUGGAGAGCAUUUUCAUAUUUCAUAGAAAGUGUUGGAAAAUUUUACACACCUCACCCACUUUAUGCCAAAUCUUGACAAACUGUUUUGCCCACUUUAUGAGGAUCCUUGCUCUACUAGUGUAUGUAGUGAAUCAAUACAAAGGGUUUCUCUUGCAUUUUGGUUUUAUUGCUCCAUUGUCAUAUAAAAUAUUGGUUCUAUACCCUUAUCUAGUAACUCUUUCUUGAGUGAUCUGAAAGUGACGUGAUUCAAUCUGAACCGUUGUUCGGAGGAACGGACGGAAAUUCAAGCUGGAGAGGAUCCGGACUCAAGACAAUGACAAGGAAAGUAUAGGCAGAGAGAGGAUGAUAAGAGGUGGCCAUGGGAGGUCUAUAUCAAUUGAGAGCCUUGUAUUUAUAGCUGGUAAUAGGGUAGGGUAUUGGUCAGCUGGUGGACCUCUUAUCCUUACUGCGUGUUGCCGGUGUCGAUAUCUCAAAAAUUGUAUUAUUUGGCUGAAUUUUAUAAAAAAAUAUUUUUAUUUAAUCACAAGGACUUUUGAAGCUUCUGGACCUCUCCUCUAGUUUUUUAAAUUGUAAUGUCCAUCCUUAUUUUUCUUGAUAAUAAUAUAAAAUCACCUUCUUUUGUUAAUUUUGGAAUGAGCUAAAUAAAGUACACUUGAUAAGUUAAUCUAGAAAAACCAAUCAUAUUCUCUCAAGUAAACUCUUCAAUUCCAGUCUAUCAUUAUACAUGAAUCUAUACAAGUACAAUUUAUAAUGCAUGAAUACAUACAACUCAUGUUCAUUAUUGGUUACAACACAAUGAAAGCAGCAGAUGAUAAGAAGUUCGAGGGCAAUGCUUCUCAAGCAAAUGGAACAUAUUGUCUAAAGUAAUAUGGAAGAAGCAUCGCCAUGCAGAAGUAUUUGGCAUUCCUCCGGCUUUGCUAUCAUUGGAUCAAAUGGGUUGCGAUCAGAAAGAACUAAACCUUGUUUGAUGCGACCCACAUACCGAGAAUGCAGUAAUUGCUUUGAGACAACUGGAAGCCGUAUGGACUGAAAUUCUCCGAUCGCUGAAUGCAGAUUUUCUGCUCCCCGCUUCUCAAGGCUCUUGCCUAAAACUGCUGCGUCUAAUAUUGCCAUGUUUGUGCUCCUUGAGCUGUGCAGGGUUAUUGGAUGAGUAGCAUAUCCAACUAAUACAACAUUGUCCCAAACUAUUUGUUCUAAAGGAUCACAAUCAUAAAUGACAUUUAUGAAUGGUUACUUUGUUUCUUUCAUGAGUUUAACCAUUU